Molecule: messenger RNA, 1359 nt
Organism: Tetrahymena thermophila SB210
Lineage: Eukaryota; Ciliophora; Oligohymenophorea; Hymenostomatida; Tetrahymenidae
Product: transmembrane protein, putative
Exons: 3
Source: RefSeq, a predicted model, not a curated record
AUGAUUCAAAAAAUGGAAAAAGCUUAGGCUUAAAACUAAAUUGUCAUGCUGAAUCCCUGGUAGCGCUUCUACAGAUUCUGCAUGUUUAUGCUCGUAGUCAUAGUCUUAAUCUUCGAUAUUUGGUUCUUAGCUAAGACUAACACCACUCAAUUCUACCCCUACUUCAGAAUGGUUAUUGCCUUCUUGGUCUUGCCCUUCGGUCUCGCUUUUAUCAACAAUAACCUUUUCCACUUCAAUGAAGCCAACUAGGAAACUCAAGACUUAAAUGAAUUGUUCACUAUGGUCUACAGAAUGUUCAGAGUUAUUGGAAUGGAACACAUCCCCAUCUAUUUCUUCACUCCUUUCAUGAAUAACUCCAACAAGGCUCUUGAAGCUAAGCUUGUUGAAGCUAACUACUAUCACUGCAUUUUUGGUUCUCAAAUUGUUCUCAUGUGCCAAUUACAUCUCUACUUCUCCUACAUGAACGAUAACUCUGGUUAUUACUGGAUUGUUGCUCCUAUUAUCCUCCAUGCUUGUCAUCUUGCUUUGUAAGGUGCUGAAAUCAGAUAAUCUGAACAAAAGACUGCUAUUAUGACCUUCGUUGUCACUUUCUUCCACAUUGAUUUCUUGUAAAACUUAUUCGAAGGUGUUGGUAGAGCUAUCUUAAUCGGUGUCACUGCUAUGGCUACUAUUUAUAAUCAUUUCGAUGGUGAUUAUAAUACCACUUUAACCAGAGAAGCCUUUGCUAUCGAUGCUCUCGCUGCUGGUGGCUGCUGCGUUUUAGCUAUUUUCUACAUUGCCUUCAAGACUGGCUUAAUCAGUGGUAUCUUCUAUGGAGCCAAUUUAAUGUUCUAAUUACUUGUCUACAGAGUUGACUCCAACUACAUGAAGAUUUACAAUAACUUCUAAAGAAGAUUAUCUGUUAAGGUUACCGACAAAUAACUUAAGUUUGUUUACUACUUUGCUAUUGCUUGGAGAUUCUGCGAGUUAAUCGCUAUCUGGGCCGCUGCUUUGGAUAACCACAACAAUAUCUAUCACAAUUUAGAUAACAGCUCUAACUAUUUGAACUUGCGUGACGCUCUUCUUGUUGGUCUUAUUUUCGAUGCCAUUUACUUGGCCGUUUUAGUUCUUGAAGCUGGUCUCUACUUCUUCAUUAAAUCCAAAUUCAACCCUGUUGGUGAAUGCAAUAAAUAAGCUAUCAUGACUGAAGAACUCUAAGCCAUCAACAACUAACCCAACAAGGCUGCUUUUAAUGCCCCUGAACACACUCAACCUGAAGUUGUUAACACUCACCCUGCUAUUAACAAGGAUAAGGCUCCUAUUAAUAUUGAUGAAGAAGCUAUGGACUUCAACCAAAGAGGCUCAAAGAUUGCCAAUUGA